AUGUUGGAGAAUGUUCUAGUAAAGAUGUCCCAGAUACAGCCACUCCCAGGGAUAGAUUCAAAUGAUCGAGAGAAAUAUUUCUUCUCUCCUCUCCAUGCUAAGAAUCCAUACACCAAUAAUGGGAAAAUCAAUAGGUCAACAAAGACAGGUUCAUGGCAAGCUAAGGUAAAGGAUCGUAAGAUUACUUCUGAACACAAUGGCGUAGAGAAUGGUAUAAAGAAAAUUUUUGUUCAUUCUUGUACUAAGGAUGGGAUCAAGUAUGUGAUGCAUGAGUACAGUGCAAGUUCCAAUUUACCUAACCCGAGUGCUCUGGUUCUGUGUAAAGUAAUGAAGAAGAAGCUGGAUGAGAAGAGUAAUGUAGCACGUAAGAAGAUUAAAAUGACAGAGGAGAAGGCUGAAGUACUUCCAUAUAACAAGGACAUUAGUACUCCAGCAUCUGAUGACGGUUCUGAUUUUGAGAAAAGGUUUAGCAGUGAGAAGAGUGCUGAUAUUUCUACGUGUGAUAAUAUUAACAAUAGAGGUGAGGAAAGUGAUCAGCAGGCUGAAAAUUUAACCUGUGAUGGUGGUGGAACAAACCAUGUUCCAGAGUUUACAAGUCUUGAAGAGAUAGACCAUGAGAUACUACCACAGCUGAUUUCGUUCCCUGGUUAUGAUCAGCAGUAUGAUAGCCUUGACCACUUCACACUAGAUAAGCAGCCACCGAUGCUUACAGAGCAACUCUCCACUAACAAUGGUCCUGCAGGAACUUCCGUGUCCAGACCAGAGGAAGAUCUGUUCUUCGAGCUUGGACAUUUGUGGGCUUGA
This is a messenger RNA of Dovyalis caffra, 804 nucleotides long. The record is from the annotation of a GenBank genome assembly. Lineage: Eukaryota; Viridiplantae; Streptophyta; Magnoliopsida; Malpighiales; Salicaceae.